This is a messenger RNA of Tuber melanosporum (Perigord truffle), 438 nucleotides long. RefSeq lists its product as uncharacterized. Lineage: Eukaryota; Fungi; Ascomycota; Pezizomycetes; Pezizales; Tuberaceae. The transcript is spliced from 2 exons. Bases 1 to 438 code for a protein of 145 amino acids. Gene Ontology annotation, cellular component: nucleus; chromosome, centromeric region. The record is from RefSeq and is a predicted model, not a curated record. Gene Ontology annotation, biological process: protein localization to kinetochore; mitotic cell cycle; mitotic sister chromatid segregation.
AUGAACCCAGCCUCUACUUCUCUCCUGACGGAACACCUUCGCUGGACACCUCUCUCUCUCAUAGAUGACAUAAUAAAUACUGUGAAUGCCCUGCUCUACCAAUCCGUAUCCGCCGUCGAAACCUUUCUCCUUUCGUCCCCGCCCGGGUUGCUAGGGUUUGCCCCGCCACCUGGCACAAUUCCAGACACAGAUGGUGAUGGAAACGUAAUUUAUUCUGAGAAGGAAGAAGAGGAAAUAAAUAAAGGAAUACACCAAUUGGAAACCCUACUUGAGAAUGGCGUGGAUAAGAGGUUCGACGCAUUCGAGCUGUAUGUGCUCAGAAACAUCUUGGUUGUUCCGCAGGACCUCGUGGGAUGGGUGAGACUCGCACACCAUAAGGUUAGUUUGCAAUAUUGUUCUCCCUUCCGGACCUUAUUCUACAUCCCUCAAAAGUACUGA